Messenger RNA from Cuscuta epithymum, 1371 nucleotides. The record is from the annotation of a GenBank genome assembly. Lineage: Eukaryota; Viridiplantae; Streptophyta; Magnoliopsida; Solanales; Convolvulaceae.
UGCAUGGGAACUAUGGGAGUGCCCAAAUGAUAUUCAAAACGACGGUACAUACAACACAGACCCGAAUUUGCCAUCGCUCUUUUUGUUGUCAUACACUUUGCUUUCAUCUGAGUGAACGGCAAGAAACCUCAUCAGAUUAAGAUCCAGAGCCACCGUCAUUCUUCUUCUCAGCAAUCUUUUCCCCACUUCAGCAGCAAAAUCACAACAGCACUACUUGCUCUCUCUUCAGAGAUUAUUAGAAAUGGGAUCUAGAGGGAUCGGUAGCCUAAUCAAAGUGCUCCUGCAGAACUUCGAUGUUCUCGCCGGGUCUCUCUAAUCCACCUAUCUAUCUGUUCUUCUGCGGCUUUCCAUUUUUAUUCCAUGUUUAGAUUUUAAUUUUAAUUUCAUUUCCAGUUGAACUGGGGCUCUUAGCCUUCGGAAUUACUGUGUGGGGUGGUUAAUCAGCUUUUGCUUUUGUCUUUAUCACGAUUCAUCAUUCGGGGUUUCUCAUUCUUUUUCACCAUUGAUCAUAUUGCAGGCCCGUGGUUAGUCUGGUGUAUCCUCUAUAUGCUUCAAUCAGGGCUAUUGAGACCAAGAAUCCUGUGGACGAUCAACAAUGGCUUACCUACUGGGUUCUCUACUCUAUGAUAACACUUUUUGAACUUACGUUUGCCAAAGUUCUUGAGUGGUUUGCAAUAUGGCCAUAUGCGAAACUGAUUGCUACGUGCUGGUUGGUCAUACCGUACUUUAGUGGUGCUGCAUAUGUGUAUGAGCACUAUGUUAGGCCAUACAUUGUUAAAGGAGAAAUUAACAUCUGGUACGUGCCACGAAAGAAGGAUGGUUUCAGUAAACGUGAUGAUAUUUUAACUGCAGCUGAGAAAUACAUUCAACAACAUGGAAGUGGAGCAUUUGAAGAUAUAAUACACAGGGCUGAAGGAGGCCCUAAAUUCAGGAACACCAAUUAUGUAUUUGAUGAUGAAGGCUACAGAUACUGAGCCUUAUAUGUGGAACUAUGUGAGCAUUUGCUUUGGCGCCUUGAGAGGGAAACAUGUGUAGUUUUGUAAAAAGAAAGCCAUUGUAACUGAUGGUGUGCAAUAUGUUCAGUUAUAGUUUUUCUUUCUAAAGCUUCCGGUCAUGUGAUGACUACUAAUUUACUUUAUUUUGUGAUGCUCUAAUUAUCGUUUGGAAAUUUUUUAGGUGCAACUUAGUUUAUACUUUAUACUCCCUUCUCCGGUUUCUCCAAAACGAUGGCCCAAUAUUUUGGUUUCGAAUAUUAAGAAAGUAGAAGAAUGGCUCAUAUACCCUUAUUUUAUGGUACUACUGUUCACUUCAUAAAAGGGAGUAUGACGACUUGUAUGGAUUGAGUGUUAUUAGGUGUUAGUAAUGAAAGUG